This is a messenger RNA of Betta splendens (Siamese fighting fish), 2198 nucleotides long. It is a transcript of the gene ogfod2, whose product is annotated as 2-oxoglutarate and iron-dependent oxygenase domain containing 2. The record is from RefSeq and is a predicted model, not a curated record. Lineage: Eukaryota; Metazoa; Chordata; Actinopteri; Anabantiformes; Osphronemidae. Gene Ontology annotation, molecular function: iron ion binding; L-ascorbic acid binding; oxidoreductase activity, acting on paired donors, with incorporation or reduction of molecular oxygen. The transcript has 7 exons. The coding region runs from base 120 to 1172 and encodes 350 amino acids.
GCCACUAACAGAGAAGUGACGUCGAUAUGCGGACUGUGCGUUUGCUGUCGUUGUUGUCAGUCAGGAAUUUUUACCACAUCGUGAUCACCUUCAUUUUAUAUAUACGUUGAAUCUCAAACAUGACACACGAGGGAGACGGAACCCCCCAGUUUUAUAUCUGCAAAUGUUUCACGACUGACAAUAUUUUCUUGAAGAACUAUAAGAUCCAUGUCCGCUUUGUAUCCGAGCAGCAGUUCAGACUGGACUAUCAGUCGAUGCUUCGAACGCUGGGCUGCGUCACAGAGCAACAGUUUGAUGAUGUCAUCAACGAGAUUUCACAGGAAGUAAACAGACGAAGACUUCUCAGUGUGACGUCUGCUGAGAGAGUUGCUUCUAUAAAAGUCAUUUAUCAGCCCCUUCAUAGUAAUGUCUACUGUCUGCAGGAAACCUACCUUGCUCCAAAGUUCAAGAAGAUUGUCGAGUAUUGUCGACACAGCAGUGCUAGUAGAGAUGGACUCUUAGACUUGUUGGAGGAAGCAGCAGCUCACAGGGUUUAUCGCUUCCCCGUGUUUGAGAAAUGGUUCUGUGAAGAGCUGUUGGAGGAGCUGGAACAUUUUGAGACGUCUUCAGCCCCUAAAGGUAGACCCAACACCAUGAACCAUUAUGGGAUCCUCCUGAACGAACUAGGCUUUGAUGAGGGUUUCCUCACACCGUUACGUGAGCAGUACCUGCGUCCGCUCACCUCCUUGCUCUAUCCAGACUGUGGGGGGUGCUGUCUUGACAGUCACAAGGCCUUUGUGGUCAAAUAUGACAUGAAUGAAGCCCUUGACCUGAGUUACCACUAUGACAAUGCAGAGGUGACUCUGAACGUGUCUCUGGGCAAGGACUUCACAGAUGGCAACCUUUAUUUUGGAGAUAUGAGACAGGUGCCUUUAAGUGAGACAGAAUGUUCGGAGGUUGAACACAAUGUAACAGAGGGCCUUCUCCAUCGGGGCCAGCACAUGCAUGGGGCCCUGCCCAUCUCCUCUGGCCAGCGGUGGAACCUCAUCAUCUGGAUGCGAGCGUCGAAGGAACGCAACAAACUGUGUCCCAUGUGCAACACAAGGCCGACGCUGUUGGAGGCAGAGGGCUUUGCUGACGGGUUCACCAAACAGUCUGAGGAGCUACCAAAUGUUUCCUGUGUGCUGACGUGACCUGUCCAGCUGCAGUUGUACAGGCUGUUAUUUAUAACACUGUCGUAGACUGACGUGGACGUUCCUGUCUACUGAUUGAUUCUACUGAUUUGAUUGGGGCUUAGAUAACCAAGACUACACCAGGCAGAAGUCCUUAAAUAGAAAGAAUUCCAAAAGACAUACUUUGAAGAAUUUCUCAUUUGUUGGCUGUAUUAAUAGUAGCAGUGAUUUAUUAGAUACAGUGAGUUUAACUUUAUUUAUUUAUUUUGUAUUACUUUACAAUUCUAGUAUCUAGUCUCAUGUUAGUACUAUCUUAAAUUGCAGUAUUAUUAAAUAAUAUUAAAUUGCAUUACACUUGGCCGUUACCCAAACCACUGCUAAACCUGAUGAACUGCAUCUAGUGAUGUCACAUAGGUUCAGCUUCGGUAUAGGCCACAUACUGCCAUAGUGUACCUGAAUCUCUGAACUGCCUGGUGGUGGUGAUGUAAGCAUCGUAGAUGCAGAAAUAACACUUAUGGUGCAUUGGUUUGAAACUGUUAAAUACCAGAACAUCACAAAAUAAUUUGGAAUAAUGUAAUUUUAAUUACGUAAAUUAAACACAUUGUGCAUUUUAUGUUUUAUGUCAUAUGAAUGUUGUGUUACAGCAAUGUCUUUGAGUAGAUACAUUAGCAUGCGCACUAGGCGGAGUUCACAUAAUAAAUGAAGCAUCUGCAGCAUGACCAGAACAUCAGGGUUUUUGGUUGUUUCUUUUUGUUCCAGGUUACUGGUUAGUACAGAGCAAAAGCAGGGAAAGAGCUUAUGCUGUGGGACUGAGACACUACAGCCAAAACCAUCAGAACAACACAAAUAUGCAAAGGCUAAUACAAAGUUAAAGAUAUUGCUUAGUGCAGACUUUCAUCAUUGUGGUCAUUUGUCUGGAUAUCCAUACCCUUGAAAAAUUACCUACAGUACAUUUUUGCAUUGUACUGCAUUAAAAUGAAUUGAAAUGUGUCGUAAGUAAUUACAGUAACAGUACUAUAUUGUCAACAAAUAAAGAAAUCAAACAUA